Amoebophrya sp. A120 is the source of this 5023-nucleotide messenger RNA. Lineage: Eukaryota; Dinophyceae; Syndiniales; Amoebophryaceae. The record is from the annotation of a GenBank genome assembly.
AUUUACUCGAAUUCGUGCUGCCCCGCGGAAAAAAAGACAAGGUGAAGUUUCAAAUUUUAAUAUUCCAAGAAGUGAGUUAAGGAUAUGAAGAUUCAAAGACAUCACACAUCAUGAGUUGGAGAAUAAUGGCAUGAACACUGCCCGAGGCCUUCUUUUUUUGCAGCAGCACAAACACCAAUACUCGCGGUUCCAACGCUUGGUUCUACCCGCAAUUGGAACCGCGACUGCAGGAGCCGCCUACUUAUCUGAGGAUCUUCCGUCGGGGAGAGCGGGGUGUCACAGAAGCAGUAGCAGCAUCUUCAGUCGUCGAUUCUUCAUUAAGAGCGACAAGUUUUACAUCAAGCCACACGCCCUGCGAAUGGCGCCGCCGACUACCCGGCCGGGACGUGGCAGGUCCAGCAGCAAAGAUGGGGGCAAGAGUCCCCUGCUGAAGACAGAGGACUGGUUAUCCUAUUUAAAAACGUCCCCACCCCAUAGUUGUAAUGCAAAUCUGCAUCCUGAAAACGUUUCUCAUGCGGAGCCCCAUGAGAAGCAGACUCUACUAGUCGCGUUUUGCAAUUUGUCAUGCACCAAUCAGCAUGGUGUGCUAGAUCUGUGAUGCUGCUGAGCUAGCUCAAGCAGCACUAUACUACGAAUCCAAAUUUGUGAUGCAAAACAGAAAAACUUGUGGAUUUGUCUAGCCGAUUCCCCAUCUUGACUAUGGUGUGGGGACAUUUUUACUCAGGAUACUGGUCGGUGAAGGUGCUCACGCAGGAGUUGCCGCAAAACAAGCACAUGCAGCUGCACGACGAGAUGACAACGGCAAGAAACAGGAUGAACCCCAACAGGAUAAAGAUCCGGUUCAGUUCGCCAAACGGGAAAACCGGCGGCUUUAUCGUUCGCAGUUACGACCCACGUUUGGACGGCGACGACCGAGCUGGGGCACCAUCGUCAGCGGACCAGCAAAAUAACUCACCGUCAACAUCACCGGUUGACCCCGCAACGGCGCUGAGAAACAGAAAGCUGCUGGCGGCGCUGCUGGAGCAGAAGGGUGAGGAGAAGUCGAUCCUGAAGUCUUUGCUGCAGCUGCAUUUGCUGAGCACGCAGCAAAAGAACAUGAACGAAAACCAGCAAAAGAAACGCACGAGUCCGACAUCUGCGGAGGAGAGCGAAGAUGCCCUGACGCGGGAACCGAACAAGACGGAGCACGAGCGCGAGAGGCAGCUGCUGGAAAGGAAGAAUUUGGAGGAGAAGAAGCGAAGAAACAAUAGGAAGGAGAAAACCUUCGUCAGCCGCAAAGACUUUUUUCUUCUGAAGCCCCGCGGUGAAACAUCCGAGACGAACUCGUCUGUGAAGUGCGAAGAGAGGAAGGGAGACGAGCAGAGUGCCGUCUUCACAGAGCAAUCCGAUGAAAAUAGCUCACAAUUAUCAUCUUUACAAGAUGACUUGAAUCGGAACUGUGGCGCGUUCCAGAGUAGAGGCAAGCGCGACUCGUCGCCUGGUUCAUCGUCGACAACCGCGGAGAAAGGAUCGGAUGACGGCAAUACAGACGCGGUUUCCGGAACGACGGAUCGUCUUGCGGCGACCAAGACCUCCGGUACUACUGCUUCCAGUAACCGGAGCCUCUCUGCGGAGGAAUCAGACACGGUGCAGAUGUUCAAAAAGUGCGCGCCCAGCGUGUGUCAGAUCACCACGCGCGUCGGGGGUUACUACAGCAUGAAUUUUGACCCCAUCGAGAUCGAGAAGGGCGUGGGGAGCGGGUUCGUGUGGCAGGACGGAGUCCAUGUCGUGACCAACUGUCAUGUCGUGAAGGGCGCCAGUCGCUGCUUCGUCACGUUCCCCCCGGACAUGGGCGAUUUCGUGCAAAAAACUGCCGGGGCAACGAACCAAAGUAGAGAUGAAGCCAGUUCCGACGCCGGUGCUUCCACUUCUGCCACGAAAAGCAAGAACUCGUUCGACGAGCCCUUGGAGGCCGAGGUGGUGGGCGAGGACGAGGAUUGCGACCUGGCAAUUUUGCGUUUAGUGAAGCCCAAGAAGAAGCUGGACGGGCUGAAGGUUGGCACCUCCCACGACCUGCAGGUCGGGAACAAAGUUUUCGCGAUUGGGAACCCCUUCGGCUUCGACCAGACGCUCACCUCCGGCAUCGUCAGCGGGCUGGGACGCGAGGUGCGGGGCGCCACGGGGAAAAAGUUGCGGAACCUCGUGCAAACCGACGCGGCGAUCAAUCCGGGCAACAGCGGGGGGCCGUUGCUGAACCGGCACGGCGAACUCAUCGGCAUCAACACCAUGAUCGCUUCGCCGUCCGGAGCGUAUUUUUUUAUACAACUUACCUCCAGGGUUUCAUUGUGGUUCUGCCUUUAUUCAGAAAGAAACUUCUGCGGCGUGGUGCGUGUGUGUUGAGGUUUGAUUCUGCAGUAUGUGGUUUUGAUCACUUUACCGCCCUGUUUCGCGACGAUAUUUCGUUGCUUUUGAUCAAUCAAAAAGGUUUUCCGGUGUGGGUUUUGCGAUUCCGGUGGACACGAUCCAACGGGUAAUCAAGCAGUUCCUCCAAUACGGUCGGAUUCUGCGGCCCUGGUUGGGGAUCUACUGCGCGCCGGAUCACUGGGUAGAGAAGUACUCCGAGGUGAUAUUACAGUGAUAAGUGCCCCCCACCCCCAAAGUUGCAAAAAUUUGUGAUGCGAAGUUUCCAAAAGAAAACUUUUUGUCAUGCAUGAAAGGAAUAUGAAUCUUUCUGAUGCAGAUUCUAGUGGUGUUUCGCAUCGCUUGCAUGACAAGCACCGCUCUUGCUGGGAUCUUUUGCAAUGCAAAUUUUUGCUAUUCACGAUCGGAAAUCUGUGAUGCUGAUACAUGCAAGAGGGCGAAUGUUUCAUUUGGAAAGGUUUGCAAUACAAAUGCUUUCAAGUUCGGGGGUGGGGGCAUUUUUCAUUGUAAUAAGUGAACGGCGUCUUCGUGCUGCAUAUGAAGGUGAAAGAAAAAGCCCUCCCACCAGACGUUGAAGGAAAUUUGUGUUGGGUGGACUUAGCCUAAUCCGGGAGUGGUGCAUGCGCAAGUGGUUGUUCUUUUUCAGUUCAUACGAGAAGAGAACAGCGGAGGGUAGUGACUUCGAUCAUAGCAACAGUGCAGGUUGCGAUCGCGCAUAGCAGCAGUGCAGAUCGCGCAAGAAAAAAGAAUUUUGCAAUGCCCGCCAAAGGAUUAGGAUGCAAAGACAAUAUUUGCAAACGCGAGACCACGAGAUGCCGGCCUUUUCGCCUUCUUGUAAGGGAACCCUGCGUUGUUUGUAAGCACACAAAUGAACUCACAUCAUGAAAAAAAGUUUUUUUAUUUCGGGUAUGCGGUGCGGGGGUAUUUCAUUUUGAUGCUGCAAGUGGAGCCCGACUCCCCUGCGGAGAAGCAGCAGCUUCGGCCUUUUGUACGGUAUCCCGUGGAUUAAAAAAGCUAGUACAUCAGAAUCACACUUUUUUUCUACGUGCAAAGAAAAGAAAACAGAAAAUCUUCAAUGGCUUUUCCUAAGGGUUGCUUGCCCAUUGCAGAGUUUCUGGGUUCGCCAUUUUUGCACUACAAAGUUAGUGUGUGAUGUGCUAGUAUGAUGUAAGUUUCCGAUUGAUACACGCGAUGGGCGGAAGAUUUUCAUCGGGGACGUGAUUUGCAAGGUGGAUGGAAAGAAGAUCUACAAGUUAUCAAAAUGAAAAAUCCCCCCUCCCCAUAUCGAAACGGCAUGACUCCGAAAAUUUGUGUUGCUGAUUUGAGACCACAAAUCACGCCUGUCUUGCAAGAAGACAAAUGCAGAGGCUUCCGGGCCAUUAUGGAAGCGAUUUGGCAUGCUGUUGGGCCUAGGGGACAGCCGUCUGCAAUGCUAAAUAGCUAGACCCAAACGCCCCCACCUAGGCUGAGGAUCUAGCUGCGAUGCCUUAUUGCAAGACAGCGCGCAUUUGUGUACAGAAAUCCCGCAUCAGAAACUUCGUCUCGAUAUGGGGAGGGGGUAUUUUUCCUUGCAAUACAAGUCCGAGGAGCUUAUUGACGCGGUCGAGUCGAAGGAGCCGGGCGAGAGUCUGACGCUAUCAAAUGCAAAAAUGUCUGGGUCUGGAAGGAUCCGAACUUGUGAUGCGCAUUUCAGAACACAGAAAAAUCUCUCAUGCAUAGGUAGCAAGAGCUGCCGACUUUCUGUCACCAAAAUGGGGGAUUUCUCAUGCGGGUUCGGCAUUGCGGAAGCUUCUCGAAACCUGUGAUGCUAGAGCUCCCAUGACAGACCUUCUGUGUCAUGCAAAAACAGCAUGACUCUUCCAGACCCAGACAUUUUUACAUUUGAUACACGCUCACCGUAUACUACAAGGGCGCGUUUCGGGUGGUCAACCUCAAGCUCGGCGUCAAGCCCAGUGUGGGGCCAAGCAACAGUGCCACCGGCGGGUCCGUGCAGUCGCAUGGUGGGGCGGGGAACCCGGUGCGAAGAAGCAAGUUGUAAAAAAAUAGAAGAUUAUUUCAUGCGGAUAUAUCAUAAUCGUAAUCGUUCAAAAAGGCCAAAGGUAAAGUUGUUUCACUACUUGUACGAGUGGUUACGUACCAUAAUUCUGUUCCUACUGAACAAGAAAGGAAAAUUUUGAAGAGGCCACACUCUCGAAAAACACGUUUUUUGGCAAAUUCACACGUGCACCCGGAGUCGGUGUCGUGGCACGAAUAAAGGUACAAUAUCAACAUCCUCGAUGAAAAGCAGUAUGGUUUGGCAUUCAACACCUGUCACAGCAUUCGAAGCUGCAUAAAUAUGACCAUAGACAAAUUUUGUAGGCCUCUUUUUUCGCAGCGACUGUUGUAAAGCUAAAGGAUGAGGUGAAUAUCAUGUACUGGGAAGAAGUAGAAAAAUUUUCCGAUACUAGGUAAAAGAGCACCAACAAAAGUCAGCUCUACUCCGGUCGGCCACAACCAGACUAUGGAAAUAAAGGAAAUGUGCAGUGAGCGGAGGUAUUCGAGAUUCGAUUUUUGAGAAACCGGUAUGUCUUGAGCAGCAGGAUUUCUUAUUUAUUAGCUAGCACCACGUCGCAUUCGCAACUAC